Molecule: messenger RNA, 777 nt
Organism: Phaeoacremonium minimum UCRPA7
Lineage: Eukaryota; Fungi; Ascomycota; Sordariomycetes; Togniniales; Togniniaceae
Product: putative phosphoglycerate mutase family protein
Exons: 2
Coding region: 1-777 (258 amino acids)
Cellular component (GO): cytoplasm
Molecular function (GO): phosphatase activity
Source: RefSeq, a predicted model, not a curated record
AUGCCUAUUACACUUCACCUUGUACGCCACGCGCAGGGCUUUCACAAUCUGUCGCUCAUCAACCAGCAAAUAUCAGACCCGUCCCUGACGCCCUUCGGCAGAGAGCAAUGCGCCGAGCUGUGCAAGGCGUUCCCUGCGCAUGACAAGAUCACCCACCUCGUCGCGUCGCCGAUGAGGCGCGCGAUCCAGACAUGCUACCUGUCCUUCCAGCCUGCCGCCACGGCCGGCAAGAAGGUCAUUGCGAUCCCGGAGGUGCAGGAGGUGUCCACGCUGCCCAGCGACAUCGGCACCGACCCCCGGAUCCUGCAGAUUGAGUUCGAGGACAUUGCGGACCUGAGCCAUGUCAAGCCGGGGUGGAACGACAAGAGCGCCGGCACGCCGUGGUCGCCGACGCUGGACAGGCUCACGGCCCGGGCCAAGGCGGCGCGGAGGUGGCUCCGCAAACUCGGCCAGGAGGCCGGGGGUGAAGCGGACAUUGCGGUGGUCAGCCACGGAGGUUUCCUGCAUUUCCUCACGGAAGACUGGGAUGGCAUGGACCCGGCGAGAGGUACUGGUUGGCAGAAUACCGAGUACAGGUCGUACGAGUUUGUCGACCCGGAGGGGGAUGACGACGUCGCCAGCUUGCGCGAGACGAAGCCGAGCUGGAGACGACGACGAGGCAGCGCCAUUGGUCUGACGGAGACAGAACAGCGAGAACUACGAGCUGUUGUUACUCGUCAAAUGGAGGAAGAGUUCGAGUGGCUUGCCAAGGAGCCCCCGUCCGUGGCCGUAGAGUGA